Messenger RNA from Rosa rugosa (rugosa rose), 3049 nucleotides. RefSeq names its product glutamate receptor 2.8-like. Gene Ontology annotation, molecular function: glutamate-gated receptor activity. The record is from RefSeq and is a predicted model, not a curated record. Lineage: Eukaryota; Viridiplantae; Streptophyta; Magnoliopsida; Rosales; Rosaceae. The transcript has 5 exons. Gene Ontology annotation, cellular component: plasma membrane. The coding region runs from base 335 to 3049 and encodes 904 amino acids.
ACUGCAAGUGGCUUAGUGGUUCUUGCCUAGUUGGGUGUGCUCCCCAACCUAGGUUCGAACCCCGAAGCUGUCAAAGUGGCGAGGCACUGUGCUGCAAUGCACAGUUGGAGCAUUUCACAUGCGCCGAAGGGGUUUAUCUUGGGCCUAGGAAGCCUUUGGGUUCCCCUUGACAAAGUCAAAAAAAAAGUAUCCUAACAGUUAUGUUUGUUCUCUUUUGUUCUUAUUCCUUAGAAUUUCCUUGGCCGUUGCACAAGACACAACUGUCCCAGUGAAUGUGGGUGUGGUCCUCGAUGUUGAUUCAUUGUUUGGAAAGAUUGGGCUAAGCUGCAUCAAUAUGGCCAUCUCAGACUUCUAUGCCUCUCAUGCUUCUUACAAGACUAGGCUGCUUCUACACAUAAGGGACUCCAAGGGAGAUGUUGUUGUUGAAGCUGGUGAAGCUGUAGACUUGAUAAAGAAUUUAGAAGUGCAAGCCAUCAUCAUAGGGCCGGAAUCAUCAAUGCAAGCAAAGUAUGCAAUGAAUCUUGGAGAUAAAGCUCAGGUGCCCAUAAUAUCAUUUUCAACAACAAGCUCUUCCAUAACUUCUUUCCCAACUUCGUAUUUUUUCCGAGUUGCACAGAAUGACUCAUCUCAAGUGAAAGUCAUAAGAUCCAUCAUCCAAAACUUUGGAUGGAGUGAAGCAGUACCCAUCUACGUUGAUUAUGAGUUUGGGGAGGGAGUAAUACCUUAUCUGACUAAUGCUUUGCAAGAGGUAGAUGUUCGUAUCCCUUACUGGUGUGUCAUUCCUUCAAUGGCCAGUGAUGACCAAAUUGUUGCAAAGCCUUACCAGUUGAUGACAAUGCAAACAAGGGUAUUCAUAGUACACAUGUUACCCUCUCUUGGCUCUCGGCUAUUUGCAAUCGCUAAGGAGAUGGGUAUGAUGGGUGAAGGUUAUGCUUGGAUAACGACAGACAGGAUGACAAACUUUUUUGGUUCCAUAAAAUCUUCUGUCACGGAUAACAUGCUAGGUGUGAUGGGUUUGAAAUCUUAUGUUCCGAAUACAGAAGAGCUUGAACAUUUCAAACUUAGAUGGCAAAUGAAAUUCCAAAAGGAUAAUCCGACAAUCCUUAAUGUUAAAUUGGAUGUUUUUGGAUUGUGGGCUUAUGAUGCUGUUUGGGCAUUGGCCAUGGCAGUUGAAAAGGUUGGGGCUGCAAACUUCAAUUUCCAAAAGUUGAACAUUUCCGACCAUUCCACUAAUAUUUUAGAAAGAUUAGGUGUCUCACAAAGUGGUCCUGAACUAGUACAAGCACUUUCAAGUACAGUAUUUAGAGGCCUUUCAGGAAACUUUAGUCUUCUUUAUGGGCAACUGCGUUCAACAAAUUUUCAGAUAGUUAAUGUAAAUGGUAAUGGAGAAAGAGAGAUUGGAUACUGGACACUCCAAGAGGGACUUGUAAGAAACUUAAAUUCAACUAGCAGAAGCACAAACACAAGCAGAUCCUCUUUUAUGGAUGCCAAUGCGUUUGGACCAAUUAUUUGGCCUGGAGACACGAUCACCAUUCCCAAAGGUUGGGAGAUUCCUAAACAUGGGAAUCGGAUGAGAGUUCUAGUUCCGGUGAAUCAUGGGUUUCAAGAGUUCGUAAGUGUGAGACGUGCUCCUACUACCAGUACUGUCAGUGGAUACUGCAUAGAGGUAUUUCAUGCAGUGGUAGAAAGAUUACCAUAUGAAGUUUCUUACGAGUUUUUCCCCUUUGAAAGGCCUAAUGGUGACCCAGCUGGCAGCUAUGAUGAUUUGAUCUUUCAAGUUUUUCGUGGGAAAUUUGAUGCUGCAGUGGGAGAUCUAUCAAAUAGAGCAAACAGGUCCUUGUAUGUUGACUUUACAUUGCCUUACACUGAUACUGGGAUAUCAAUGAUUUUGCCUGUCAAGCGCAGCAAAAGUAGUAAAAAUGCAUGGGUGUUCUUGAAGCCUUUGACCUGGGAGGUGUGGUUAUUAAGUGUUUGUUUUUUUAUAUUCAUGGGUUUUGUCGUCUGGGUUCUGGAGCAUCGGAUAAACAAAGACUUUCGCGGGCCUCUGCAAAACCAAAUUGGCACAAGUUUGUGGUUCUCCUUCUAUACCAUGGUUUUCGCACAGAGGGAUCAACUAGUGAGCAACUUAGCUAGGUUUGUAGUGAUCGUGUGGUGCUUUGUUGUCCUCGUACUGACUCAAAGUUAUACCGCCAGUUUAUCAUCACUUUUAACAGUUCAACAGCUGCAACCAACGGAUGUAAGCCUUCUCCUGAAAAAUGGUGACAUUGUUGGCUUACAAGAAGAUUCUUUUGUCCAGGGGAUUUUGGAACAAGUAGGAUUUUAUCCAGACAAGCUUAGGACCUAUAAUUCCAUAGAAAGGUUGCAUGAACUGUUCGAACAAGGGAGUAUAUCUGCUGCAUUUGAUGAAGCCCCUUAUAUGAAGGUUUUUGUUUCAACUUAUUGCUCAAAAUAUACCGUGGUUGAGACGGCAUUUUCUAAAACUGACAAUGGUUUUUCCUUUGUCUUCCGAAAGGGUUCGCAUCUCACACGUGAUUUCUCAAGAGUGAUCACUGAUCUGCAAAAGGAAGAUCAAAUUAGAACAAUCGGGGACAAGUGGUUCGGGAAGCAAGCAAUUUGUAUGGGCCCCAACAUCACGGGCUCUUCCAACAGGCCUCUUACUCUUAGCCUUGAUAGCUUCUGGGGCCUCUUCCUGAUUGCUUGGCUUUCUUCAUCAUUAGCUGUCCUCAUAUUUGUAGCUAUGUUCCUCUAUCAGCAUCGGCACAUUUUGAUAUGCUCUGAUCCAAACAUCUCAUUUUGGAGAAGAAUUUGCAUCCUACUCCAGAUGUACGACCAAGAGGACAUCAAUUCCCAUACUAUUACGCGUGGCAGGCUGCAAGAAAGUGUUCAUAGUCUGGGUGCAGUGGAAUCCUCAGCAAGCUCCCCCAGGCCAUUAUCCAGUCACUCAAGCCAGACUGCAUCAAACAUUAUUGUUUUGGAAAUGCAGGAAACAUUGUCUACUAGGCUCGAUGAUCUGAAUCCUAAUGGUCAAACAACUCAAGAGAUUGCCUAG